AUGCUCUCCACUCGCGUCAGCGUUGCCAUGCGGCACAGGGCCUCCCUAGUGGCUUGCCGAGCCGCGGCACAAGUGCCUGCGACCACCUUCAAUGAGGUGAAGUUCGUGAAAGAAGAUGUGGAGAAGGUCAUGAUGGAGUUGCCAGAUUACAACUUCUAUGAGUUCAAGGAACCGGUUCCUAACCCAUACCAAGGCACGACACUGGAUCGGAGCAUCCUGCUGGACCCUCCGGCACCGGCGCUGGUGGCGCCCAAGUUCGAGUUCUCCAAGCUCGAGAAUGGCAUCAAGAUUGCCUCGGUGGACAAGCAGGGCCUGACCGCCCGCCUCGGUCUCUACGUCCAUGCGGGCUCACGGUUCGAGACCUCCGCCAACUUGGGCGCAGCACACAUGGCCGCAUUGAUGGGCUUCCGGUCCACAGCCCAUCUCAGUCACCUCAGGACGGUGAAAACCUUGGAGCAGAUGGGCGCCGAUCAGUCGGCCUCCGCCAAGAGCGGCAGAGAGGAGAUCCUCUAUCAGGUGGAUGUGCAGCGGGAGAUGCUGCCGUAUGUGGUGCCUUUGAUGGUGGGCAAUGUGAUCUUCCCUCGCAUGUUGCCUUGGGAAGUGAAAUCGGCACAGGGAGAUGUGAAGACCGACAAGGAGGCGCUGAUGUCCAACCCCGACAGCAUGGUGAGUGAGCUGCUUCACAAGGCGGCUUACUGCAACAACACCCUGGGCCGAAGCCCACUGAUGAGCGAGAGGUCUAUGGGCUAUUUCACACCAGAGACUGUGCGGGGCUACCUCUUGGAUCAUUUCGCCCCGGAGCGCAUGGUCUUCGUGGGGGUGAACGUGCAGCAUGCGGAGCUCACCAAGUGGGUCAUGCGCUCUUUCGCAGAUUACAAUGCCAUCCCUAUGAAGAAGCGUGAGGACACCAAGGCCACCUACACCGGUGGCGACAUGCGAAUGGAGGGCAAGUCCCCCUACUGCCACCUCGCGCUCGGGUUGCAGUCCUGCGCCUUUGGGCAUGCUGAGCUGGCGCCCGUCGCCCUCAUCCAGGAGCUCCUGGGCGGUGGAGCGGCGGCCACCAGCACCAUCGGCUCCGGUGUGACCUCGCGGCUCUCCACCCAGGUGGUGAAGCAGAGCCCCUUCGUCGAGUCGUGCAUGGCCUUCAAUACCUCGUACGCCGACAGCGGCCUCUUCGGCGUCUACGGCGUGGGCCAAGCCGAGAAGGUGUGGCAAAUCCCGACCGAGAAGUACGUGGCCUCGUUGGAAGAGCGCGCAGAUGCUCUGUCCUUCAUGCCGACCACGAAGACGCCGCCCGAAUCAUCCGAAUCCACAGGAACAGCUUCGGGUACGAAUGAUACAUUGCCGGAGCGGGCCACUCUCCCUUCUGCUGGCAGUGUGGGGCAUCCAGAUUUUUGUCGGAGGCCUUGCGUCUUGUGGGCAUAUGGUGAGUGUCCCAAAGGCGCGACUUGCGACUUUUGCCACUGUACUCACACCGAGCGUGCGAAGGCCAAGUUUGACAAAUUUCAGCGGGAAACACUUCAUGCCCUUUCGGAGUGUGUACCGUUUUGGAAGGAUCGGAUGCGUGCGAAAGAGUGA
Durusdinium trenchii is the source of this 1578-nucleotide messenger RNA. The record is from the annotation of a GenBank genome assembly. Lineage: Eukaryota; Dinophyceae; Suessiales; Symbiodiniaceae.